GCUGAAGCUAUCCACGGUUCAGAUCAACAAUGGGGAUGUUGGCCCAGCAACGCGGGUGGGCAGGUUACGAAGGACAAGCCAGGUGGAUCGAUACCAUCACUGCCGCCCUGGCUAAGGCACGGAGAAAUCGUGAUUAGGCUGCGAUCCGAGUCGCUAGCCUGUCUGCAAGGAGCUCGCUCUGGCCCUUGAGGUGGUCUCGACUUUUGCAUCCUGUCGUUCAUGGGAUGAAAACCCGGCCUUCCGGUGCCUGCGAGGGUGAGACAUUAUCAUCUUGAGGCUCCCUUCCAUCGCAAUAGCCUUGAAGAUAGCCAAAGCAAUAAUCGUUUCAUUUAUCAAUUAUUCGGAGCACAGGGAUUGUCGUCGUCAACCCGUCCCAGACUUUGGGUAGCAACGGAAAAAAACCUGACGCUGAACAGUGUAGAUCGUGAUGGUAGCCUCAGGAUUCAGGCCAAUAAUGACAUCAGAUAAACAAAUUCCCGAACCUCGAUCACAUGAUAUUACAAUCCUCAAAUCACAUGAUACGCCCAUCUCAAGGUCCUUCUCACUAAGCCUAUUCCAGAAUUUAUCAACACGUGAUCACACAACCGAUUUUAACGAGCCCACUCCUCCGCUCUACAAGAUCUUUUCGCAAGUUCGCACGAAGGUUGAGGAAGACAAGUUGUGUCGAGGUGAGCCUUCCACCAUGCAGAUCUUCGUCAAGACCCUCACGGGUAAGACUAUCACCCUUGAGGUGGAGUCUUCCGACACCAUCGAUAAUGUCAAGUCCAAGAUCCAGGACAAGGAGGGUAUUCCCCCCGACCAGCAGCGUCUGAUCUUCGCGGGUAAGCAGCUCGAGGACGGUCGCACCCUUUCGGACUACAACAUCCAGAAGGAGAGCACCCUCCACCUCGUCCUGCGUCUGCGUGGUGGUGGUAAGAAGCGCAAGAAGAAGGUCUACACCACCCCCAAGAAGAUCAAGCACAAGCACAAGAAGACCAAGCUCGCUGUGCUCAAGUACUACAAGGUUGAUGGCGAUGGCAAGAUCGAGCGUCUGCGCCGUGAAUGCCCCGCUCCCGAGUGCGGUGCUGGUAUCUUCAUGGCUGCCAUGCAGAACCGUCAGUACUGCGGCAAGUGCCACCUUACCUACGUUUUCGACGAGUCCAAAUAAAUGGACUAGCCGGGAUUCGCCUUUCUUUGUACCGGUGAUGUGUCGGUUGAGGGAUGGCGGAGUUGGAAUAGGACGUGUGCGUUUAGAUCGUUCUAUAGUGGCCUUGAAACAGAAACCUUGAUAAUACUAAAAUAUGAAUGAAAAAGUUC
Aspergillus versicolor CBS 583.65 is the source of this 1296-nucleotide messenger RNA. RefSeq names its product ubiquitin-ribosomal 40S subunit protein eS31 fusion protein. The transcript has 4 exons. Gene Ontology annotation, biological process: modification-dependent protein catabolic process; translation; protein ubiquitination. NCBI's taxonomy places the organism in Eukaryota, Fungi, Ascomycota, Eurotiomycetes, Eurotiales, Aspergillaceae. Gene Ontology annotation, molecular function: ubiquitin protein ligase binding; protein tag activity; structural constituent of ribosome. The record is from RefSeq and is a predicted model, not a curated record. Gene Ontology annotation, cellular component: ribosome; cytoplasm; nucleus. Bases 428 to 1147 code for a protein of 239 amino acids.